Molecule: messenger RNA, 570 nt
Organism: Solanum dulcamara
Lineage: Eukaryota; Viridiplantae; Streptophyta; Magnoliopsida; Solanales; Solanaceae
Exons: 1
Coding region: 1-570 (189 amino acids)
Source: RefSeq, a predicted model, not a curated record
AUGCCUGAAACAACUGAAAUCAAAUCAGACAGUGGUGAAAAAGGAAUCAUAUAUGAAAACAACCAUGCCUAUUACUUAAGCAAUUCAGAUUCACCUGGUAUGACUCUAGUCAACAGUGUUUUUGAUGGAAGAGGAUACCCAGGUUGGAGAAGAUCUAUCCUUCUAUCUCUAUCAGCCAAGAGAAAACUUGGUUUUAUCAAUGGAACUUGUAAGGUUCCAGACCUAAGAUCUGCAGAUUUUGAGCAAUGGAAUUGUGUCAAUGACAUGAUUAUAUGUUGGAUAUCAAAUGCAUUAUCUAAGGAUAUUGCAGAUAGUGUAAUGAGUUCCAAAACUGCAAAAGAACUUUGGGACAGCCUGGAGCAGAGAUUUGGCAAAUCAAAUGGUGCCAAACUCUAUCAUCUGCAAAAGGAAUUAUCAGGAUUAGUACAAGGCAAUAGUGACAUUGCAGGUUACUUCACCAAGGUUAAGAGAUUAUGGGAUGAAUUAGAUGGGAUGAAUGCGAUUGCCUGUUGCUCAUGUGAAUGCACCUGUGAUGGAAAAGCAAAGUUAACAAAAUCACUGGAAGAUUAG